AUGGAAAAGAUAAACUCUACCAUCCUGAAGACGGCUCUAGAAGCCAUUCCUAAACUAACCGCUGACAACUACACCUUGUGGAAAAAUCUUGUCGAUAACAUGCUCGACAUUCAAAAUCUUCGAGAAGCUCUCACUUCGGAGAACGGAACUCUUACUGACACUCAAGACGUUCAACUCCGGACUAUCAUCACCUCCAAAAUUGAUAAAAAUACAUAA
Molecule: messenger RNA, 216 nt
Organism: Puccinia graminis f. sp. tritici CRL 75-36-700-3
Lineage: Eukaryota; Fungi; Basidiomycota; Pucciniomycetes; Pucciniales; Pucciniaceae
Exons: 2
Coding region: 1-216 (71 amino acids)
Source: RefSeq, a predicted model, not a curated record